Messenger RNA from Wasmannia auropunctata (little fire ant), 1085 nucleotides. It is a transcript of the gene Dnali1, whose product is annotated as 33 kDa inner dynein arm light chain, axonemal. Gene Ontology annotation, molecular function: dynein heavy chain binding. Gene Ontology annotation, cellular component: filopodium; axoneme. The transcript is spliced from 6 exons. Bases 157 to 915 code for a protein of 252 amino acids. The record is from RefSeq and is a predicted model, not a curated record. NCBI's taxonomy places the organism in Eukaryota, Metazoa, Arthropoda, Insecta, Hymenoptera, Formicidae.
AUGACGAUGAUUGCUCAACUACCAGCUUUCAUAUAGACAGACGGAAGCUAUCGCACAUUGAUAUCCUGUUGCUUGCGAUAAAUAAUAUUUAGCGUGUAAUAUCAUAAUACAAUUGCGCUUUUAGUUACAUUCUACGUAAAUCCUCUAUUUAAAUAAAUGGCGACGGCGAUCAAAGAACGCACAAUUCCUGCUAUGGACACGUUGGUCAAGUAUGAUAAUCCAGUUUUGAUUACGACACAUUCAGAGAAGGUACGUAAGGAUGUUGCAAAAGUCGGUAUUGCUGCUUGCAAAAUUCAAACAACUCCACCUUCAACUGAUAUACGACGAGAAACUAUUCAAAUUUUAAAUAGAAUUUUACCACCGAAGGAAUGGGAAGAGGAUGGCCAAAUAUGGACACAACGUGUGUCAAGUACUCCCGCAACAAGAUUAGAUGUGAUAAAUUUACAAGAGCAACUUGAUAUGCGAUUACAACAAAGACAGGCCAGAGAAACCGGUAUUUGUCCUGUUCGCAGGCAGCUUUAUACCCAAUGUUUCGAUGAAUUAAUACGACAAGUAACUGUAAAUUGCGCUGAACGUGGAUUACUUUUAUUGCGAGUAAGGGAUGAAAUUAAUAUGACAUUAGCUGCGUAUCAGACAUUGUAUCAAAGUAGCAUUGCUUUCGGAAUGCGUAAAGCAUUGCAAGCUGAGCAAGGCAAGGAAAAUUUGAUUAAUACGGCUGAGGAAUUAAAAUUACAAAAAAUUGAAUUGGAGAGAACGGUUGCGGAAUUAAGACUCAAGUAUGAUCAGUCUGAGAAAAGAUCAAUCGAAUUAAGAGAAGCGGAGGAAAAGAAACACAUGGAGGAAGUACAAUUUCUAAAAAAAACAAAUAUGCAACUAAAGACUCAAUUGGAAGGUAUAAUAGCAUCAAAAAAAUAAGAAAUUAUGCCGCAAAGAGACUUCAAAUAGUUUAUGGUGUCUACAAUGUCUUAUCUACGAGAAUUAUAUAUGUGUAUUUCUGCGCUUCUAUGCUGAUAAUUUACAAACGUUGACGUAACAUGUAACUAGUUGAACAGAGGUAUAAAGAAACACGACAGUUUAAUAGUGCA